Procambarus clarkii (red swamp crayfish) is the source of this 1912-nucleotide messenger RNA. NCBI's taxonomy places the organism in Eukaryota, Metazoa, Arthropoda, Malacostraca, Decapoda, Cambaridae. The record is from RefSeq and is a predicted model, not a curated record.
CACCUUCAAUAGACUCAAAUAUCACAGUAUCUAACAGCAAAAAAGAUCGUGUGUGUGUGAGGAGGAUUGCGUGUGGUGGCGUGCGGCAGCAGCACCCAGCGGCGAGGCCACUCCCCAGCCACCACCAGUACCACCACAACCACCACUACCACCACCACUACCACCCUCCGGACUCAUCACCACCAUCAUGGGCGUCAUCAGGAAGCUGGCCAACACCGCCGCCGUCAUCACCUUCAGCGAGGAGUCCAUUAACUCAAUAGAUGUUCUCCAAGAAUUCAUCAUGGCAUUCAUUCCUGCAUCAGUGAUCCAGUCAUCAGUUAAGCUGAGAGCAGCAGCACCAGAAUCUCAACUUCGGUCAAAUCUAUUUCUACCCCCUGCAUGUAUACACUUCCUUUCAGUGUGUUCAAAAGGGACAUGAAGCUGAUCAUGCAGAAAUUGUUGUUGCUGUUAAUGACAAAAUAGUUUACAGAUUGUAGGUACGAAUGAAGACGACAGGCUUGAGACAUGACGGAUUGGGAAUCAGCCAGCCAGCUACACCACCAUCGGAGCCCGAAUCUGUAGAUAGUGAGCCCCCAGUAUUUGUGCCUCGUCGUCGUGACCCAGGUUUACUCUUUCAACGUUUGGAAAAUCACCGUCGAAAUCAGCAUGCUGGGGCACGAAAAACUAGAAGGGCUAAUAAUACCCAAGCCCUGCAGACUCUUGUGGAGGAUGAGAUGGAGGAAAUUGGUGAGCCAAGUAUUUCUGAUCUCCAGCCCAACACCCAGAAUGCUUUCACCAAACUUUUCAAUGAUUACAACAGUAUGAGGGUGUGGCAGUACUUUAUAACGCAGGAUGAGAUCCAGCAGAAGGAGUACCUGGAAGCCAUUCGUCCUAAGAAUAGAAAUCAUGCCAAGACUUUAAGUGGCUUCUCCUUUACUCAAGUGCCUGUAAAUGUUGAUAAUCCUGAUGAAGAGAAGCUUUCAGACGCAGAAGGAUUUACGAUUGUGUCACCAGUAACUGACUGUCGUUGUGUCCAUCCCGCUUGCAAUGAAGAGCAGCGGUUUGGCCUGAUGGAGUCACAAAUACAAUCCCUCCUAAAGAAAAAGCACAUGCCACUGGGUGUGCUUUCCUACUUAGAAGAGGAGGUAGUGGAAUUAUUCACUGCUGAUCCUUCGACUGUCUAUAUCACCCAAGAACUAACCAGCUUUGAGAGGCUCUUAGUUCAUGCCCUUUGUCAGUACAACUUUUUAAGUUCCAAAAGUACUACUAUAGCAAGUGUGAGAAGAACGAAGGUAGAGAAUGGUAGAGGAUGUUUCCAUGCUCCGAGAGUGUCGCUCACUCGGUAUAUCGAGACGUAUUACAGAGCCAAGUAACAUUUGCUAUUUCAAAAUGUUUUAUGAAUUACAAUCCAGAAAUUAAUUUCAUAAAAUUUGUUCAGAAUUGAAAGUAGUUACAUAAAGAGCUUAUAUUGUUGGAAACUUAAAAUUUUUGCUGAUGUCAUACAUUUUGAUUGGUUGUAAUGCACUUGAUGAUGUAUUUGUUAAUGCACUUAUGACAUACAUGGUUGUAAUUAAUAAUAGCUUAAUACUGUAGUUUGUGAAUACAUUUUUAAGUAACACUGUCAAUGUGAGCUUUGAGGUGACAUUUAUAUUACAAUAUUUUCCUAUACAAAAUUUGACUAUCAAACACAAACGUGUUUUAUUUUUCCAGUGGACUUAACAGUAAUAUUUUAGUAUAAAUGUCUGUUUUGAUUAAGUGUUUUCAUGUAGUAAUAAUAUAAAUUUUUAUUGUAUCAUUAUCCUGAAUAAAAAAUGAAUACAGUAAUGUAUAUUUAUACUGUUAUAGUCACUUGUAAUACUAUUAUAUUUGAGGCUCUUAUCAAAUAAGAGAAAUCUGUAAAGUUUAAGUAGUCACAGUAUAAAAUAUUUUCUUU